GACUCGAGGCAGGCCGAGUCAGGCCGAGGCUCGAGAGUCGUCCAGGCGUUUUCGGCUGGAAGCAGUCCCUUGGAAACCACCCCGAAGCCCGUCGUCGCUUCACCAGUCUAUCGUCGAUCCAUCCUCCAGUCCUUCUCUACCGUUUACAACAGCUUCAUCCCCUUGCGAGCGCGAGCGAGAUCGAAGUAUUGGUACUCCAACUAUCCCACGAGGAGAUAGCAAGGAAUCGGGACUGAGGCGAGGGGCACAAGCAGAGACAUGGACAAUGUGCAAAUGAUCGGCACUAAAAUCACAGCGAUCAAGGAAUACUUAUAUAAUUUCGCCCGGACACACUCACCGACCAGACUAAUGAGUUCCGAAAACACGUACUCGCUCUCUAGGGAGCACUGUAACCUGAAAUAUUCGGAUAUCCUGCCGCAGAAUGCCGAAGGUUAUCCAGCAACCAAGGAAUUCCUGAUGAAGGUAGUGGAUAUUCUAUUGGAUUUUAUCAAAUCAACGAAUGACAGAACUGCGAAGGUACUCGAUUUCCAUCAUCCCUCCGAAAUGAUGCGCCUCCUGGAUCUCGAAAUUCCCGACUCUGGUUUGACUCUUCAGCAGCUUCUCAUUGAUUGUUCCACCACCUUAAAGUAUCAAGUUAAAACUGGUCAUCCUCAUUUCUUCAAUCAAUUAUCCUGCGGUCUUGAUAUCGUUUCGAUGGCUGGUGAAUGGCUGACAGCGACAGCCAACACGAACAUGUUCACCUACGAAAUCGCGCCGGUGUUCAUUUUGAUGGAGCACGUGGUGCUUCAGAAAAUGAGGGAGCUCAUUGGUUGGAACGGUGGUGAUUCCAUCCUUGCACCAGGAGGUUCCAUCAGCAAUCUUUAUGCUUUUCUCGCUGCCAGACACAAAAUGUUCCCCGCUUACAAGGAACGAGGCCUCGCUGCUAUCGGGGGACAGCUAGUUAUGUUUACGUCUGACCAGUGCCAUUAUUCGGUGAAAUCAUGCGCCUCUGUCUGUGGACUGGGAACGGACAACUGUGUGAUGGUUCCCAGCGAUGAUCGAGGACGCAUGAUCCCAUCGAAGUUGGAAGAAUUGAUUCUGGAACGCAAGGCUAGAGGACAUAUUCCCUUCUUUGUGAACGCUACCGCAGGAACGACCGUCAUCGGAGCAUUCGAUCCUAUUCCAGAAAUCGCCGAUAUUUGCCAGAGACACAAGCUCUGGCUACACAUCGACGCGGCUUGGGGUGGUGGACUGCUUCUUUCAAGGAAAUACAGACAUCCCCGAAUGACAGGAAUCGAACGAGCCGACUCCGUAACCUGGAACCCGCACAAACUCAUGGGAGCGUUGCUUCAGUGUUCGACGAUUCACUUCAAGGAGGACGGAUUGCUGAUUAGCUGCAACCAAAUGUCCGCAGAGUAUUUGUUCAUGACAGACAAACUGUACGACGUGAAGUACGACACCGGUGAUAAGGUGAUUCAAUGCGGACGUCAUAACGACAUCUUCAAGCUUUGGUUGCAAUGGCGAGCCAAGGGUACAGAAGGAUUUGAGAAGCACAUGGACCGGCUGAUGGAACUCUCAGAGUACAUGGUCAGGCGGAUCAAACAGAUGUCUGAUAAAUAUUAUUUGAUACUGGAACCUGAAAUGGUGAACGUCUGCUUCUGGUACCUGCCAAUACGCGUUCGGAACAUGCCACAUACUCAGGAGAGGAUCAAGAUCCUUGGAGAUAUUUGCCCCAUUUUGAAAGGCCGGAUGAUGCAAUCUGGAACACUGAUGGUCGGCUACCAGCCGGACGAUCGACGGCCCAAUUUCUUCAGAAAUAUUAUCUCGAGUGCCGCGGUAACGGAAGCGGACGUCGACUUCCUGCUGGAUGAAAUGGACCGGUUAGGCCGUGAUCUGUAAGAAACCCGCCCGUUCUAAUUAAUUGCAUAAUCAGCCGCCGCGAUGCAGUUGAUUAUAUCGCGACAUCGUAUCGAAAGUGAUUCCAGCUGAUAUUAGAAAUUCAUUUAAUGAGCAGGAGAAUCGCGUCGCGUUUCAUUACGUGUACAAAAUUCGGAAGCCAAAUUCGGGACUCGCAUUCAUAAUUACUAUCCUAAACAGUGUGUACCGGCUCUCUCCUUUUCUCUUGCAGACCAAAAAACAUAUUCGUUGUUUUAUUUUAUUUCUUCUUUUAGUAAAAACUUUUAGAUUUAGUUAAUUUCUAAAAAUUAAAUAAAAGAUCAGUUUUUAUUCACAUCAAAGAAUAUCUCUCUUACUUAAACUAAACUAAAUUUCACUUGAGAAAACUUUUGUUGAAAUUUCUAUUGCUACUAUCCAGAGCUUAACUUGAAUUUGGAUUUUUGGUACAAUAUCUGCAUCUAGGGAAAUGAAAAUUAAAAUUAAAAUUAUAAUAGACGAUCGUUUCGUUUGAAUAUUCUUUAAAUGUUCGAGCUUGAAAUUGACGACAGAAGAGAGUCGGUCACCGAAUCAUCGUUCGUAGCACGAGAAACGCUUCUUCAGCAUAUUACAAGGCAGCUACUGAAGAUCGAAGGAUACUCAUAGCAUGUAAGUUCUUUAGGUGUAAGCGUACAGCACAUCCACGAAACGAAGAAUCAAGUUACAAAGCUCUAGCGAUGCUUCCGGCCGUAAAUGUUAGUAGUUUUCAUUCCUUGGCGCUAUACCUAUUCACUAGAAAAGAAAAGGGAAACGAAGGAGUAGCAACGACGCGUUUUCAUCAUAGAUUGAAACAAUAGUAAAAUAUAGUUAAUCGCGCUUAUAAUGACCGAGAGUUCGUUUAAUUAAUAUUUUAUUUCUUAGUGAAAAUACAUGACAACACGCUGCAACAGUUGGCUCCGUAUCAGAACGUUAUUCAGAGUUACAGGAUUUAGAAAGAAGAUAGUCGAAAAUUGGUUUUGAUUACAUCAUUAACGUUGCGUAUGCCUCACAGGGAGGCAAUAAGUAAAAUAAAUAUAUUACGAGAAUAGUCACGAACGGAAAAAGAAACUCAAAAGAACAUUGAAUUAAUUAAAAAUUCGUUCGAAGAGAACGAGAUAGAUGUACAAAAUAUUUUUACUUGCAUCGGUACACUGCGGAGUAAUAUAGAGAUAAAAAAUGAUAUUAGUUCGCUUAGAAAUGAUGCGCGUUAAUUUGUUGAGAGACUAAAUGAAUUUGUUACUUAUUGAUCGUUUGCAAAACUAUAAAAUAAAGAGGGCAGGCCUGCAUACAUUAUUAUUAUUAUAUACAAAAUGUACGUAUGUUAUUAUUUAUUAUUUAAGAGUUUCACCACUAACGGAGAGUAAUAUUUAUUAAUAUACA
Bombus pyrosoma is the source of this 3270-nucleotide messenger RNA. RefSeq names its product glutamate decarboxylase (gene Gad1). Gene Ontology annotation, biological process: carboxylic acid metabolic process. Gene Ontology annotation, cellular component: cytoplasm. The record is from RefSeq and is a predicted model, not a curated record. Bases 259 to 1878 code for a protein of 539 amino acids. The transcript is spliced from 11 exons. Gene Ontology annotation, molecular function: pyridoxal phosphate binding; carboxy-lyase activity. Lineage: Eukaryota; Metazoa; Arthropoda; Insecta; Hymenoptera; Apidae.